Molecule: messenger RNA, 1380 nt
Organism: Trypanosoma grayi
Lineage: Eukaryota; Euglenozoa; Kinetoplastea; Trypanosomatida; Trypanosomatidae
Exons: 1
Coding region: 1-1380 (459 amino acids)
Source: RefSeq, a predicted model, not a curated record
AUGGAGGAAGGGCGGCAGCAGCGGUCUGGCGGUGUGUCACCUGGCACCAUUCCCCACAGCUGCGCCGUGUCAAAUGAGAAGAGGACGCCACUCUCUUCGUCACGCCCGGUGGUUAAAGCGGCGGGGGCGCUGAAGGCAAGUGUGGCGCUGUCCGAUGUCGCCAAGGUCUCUCCCGCUCCACACCAGCCGCAGCAGCCAAAACUGUCAUGCGGGGAAGAGGUGGCGGCAUCCGAGAGUAAUGCGGUGACAAGGGACGCGCGCCUGCGGGAAAAAUACGCUGUCGUGAAGAACAUGCGCGCCCACGAGGCUCGAGAGGCGCUUGGGCGUGAGUGCGAAUUGUCACACCUUAUUAUCGAGCUAAAGAAGCGCCUAAAAGAGAUGGAGGUGUCGCACAAUGUUGAGCGGGAAACCCACGCGCGGGAGUCCUUCUACCUGAUCAAGGAGAAUGAAGGGCUGAAAGAGCAAGUACGCUUGGCAGAGAAGAUGCUGACCGAUGCUCGUAGUAGUUUCGAGGCGGAGAUGCAGCAGAUGCGUACACAGAUGUGCGACUUAAAGCAAAAACUACAUGAGGAGUGGCUCCGCGCUACCGCACGAGAGGCUGAACAUGAGCGUGUUGUGCAGCACCUCUGUAGCAGCCUCCACGCCACGCAAGCUGAGAUGGAGCGCUACGCGGAGGAGAACCGUGAGCUGGCUUCUGUGAAGGAGGCACUGAGGAACAUGACGGCGAAAUGCGUGGGGGCGCAAGAGGAGUGCAGCCUGUGGCAUGAGGUGCUGCGCCGCCGCGAGGUGUUUCUGCUGCUUGAGAGGGAAAUGCUUGUGGAGCUCCAGAGUGACUGCGCACGGACGCUGUGCAGCAGCUGGCGCCAACAGGAAGAGCCGCUGCGCGCGCGGGUGUCGGGCGAUGCCAAUCGCGUUAUUGCCAGCAUGCGUAGCAGUGUUGAUGUGUACGAUGAGGUAAAGCGUCUACUGCUGGAAGAUGCCACGGCGUCAGUGGAGCGAGCAGCGCUUGUUGCACAGCAUCGCUCCAGUGUGCAGGAGGCGUUGCGUCUGGGUGAGAAGCACGAAGCAUUGUCUGCUAUGUUUGCGCAGUGCAUGCGGGAUUUUGACGCCACUCGGGACGGCUAUCUCGAGAAUGUGGCGUGGCUGAAGACGUUGGAUGACGCCACGCUUAGUUAUGUGCUGCGUCAACGCGAUGAUGAGGUAGCGGAUAAAUUGCGCACCUGGAAGGACGCGUUGCUGGAAGCGCACAGGCUUCUGCGCGCGCUGUUGAUGCGUUAUGAGCCUUUUCAGCGUGGGGAUGAGGAUUUCGUGAAGCACGUUAUUGAAUGUUUGGCGUCUGCUCCACAUGUAAAGGAUCCUGUCAAUGUAUGGCUGCACUGA